UCGAGUCCCGCAUCGGGCUCCCUGCUCGGCAGGGAGUCUGCUUCUCCCUCUGACCCUCCCCCCUCUCAUGUGCUCUCUCUCGUUCUCUCUCUCUCAAAUAAAUAAAUAAAAUCUUUAAAAAAAAAAAAUCACAAUCCAAGGUCAGAAACAGUGUUGAGUGAAAGAAGCCAGUCACAGAGAAAUGCCUACUGCAUGAUCCCUGUUUUGAAAAACAGGCAGAAUUGAAUAAAGAUGCUUGGGGGUUCAUGCUAAGGUGAAAAAAGAUAAAGACAAAUAAGGAAGUGAUAAUGUCAUAUAUCUUAAACCAAGUGGUGUAUAUGUGGUUAUUUGCCCUGUGAUAAUUCAUUGAGCUGUACACUUAGAUUUUGUGUGCUAUAUGAUUCUUCACAAUACAAAUAGUUUUAAAAACUCAUAAUCCCUCCAACCCAGUUAAAAAUAUCUCCUACUAACUUAGCAUACAGACUUCCAGUUCUACUUCUAUCCAUGAUUAUAUGUACUGUUUUGUAACUUACUGUUUGUACUUGACAUAUUGGGGACAUCUUCCUUUGGUUACAUUAUGUUUUAAUGGUAAUUAGAAUGGAUGUAAUCAAAAAGGUGAAACAUAUCAACUGUUGGAAAAGAGAUAGAGAAACCGGAACCUUCAUGCAGUGCUGGUGGGAAUGCAAAAUGGUGGAGCCACUAGGGAAAUGGUUUAGCACUUUCUAAAAAGUUCAGCAACACUUACCAUAUGCCCCACUAGCCCCACUCUAGAUAUCUACACAAGAGAAAGGAGAACGUAUGCCCAUACAAAAUAUUACAUAGAAAUGUUUAGAGCAGCACUAUUCAUAAUAGCCCAAACUUGGAACCAAUCCCAAUGUCCAAAAACUUAAACUGUGGCCUAUCCCUCCAACUGAAUAGGACCCAGCAAUGAAAAGGAACAGACUAUUCAUACAUGGCAGGACAUGGAUGAAACUUAAAACAUUAUGCAAGUGAGCAGAGCCAAACACAAAAUGUUACCCCUUGCUCGAUUCCAGCCAUAUAUUGAACGUUAGCACAUAGCUCCAUUGCACGGAUAUAACAUAACUUAUUUAACCAAGCUCAAUUGUUGGACUUGUGUCCCAUUUUUCAGUAUUACGAACAGGGCCAUGAUGACCACUUCAUGACUAUACACUUGUGGCCGAUCGUAAUUAUUUCUUUGGACGAAUGCCCCAAAAUGGAACUGCCUGUUUGAAAGUCGGCACCUUUUAAGGCUUUUGAUGAAUAGUGCCAAAGGUCCUUCACAAAGUGUGCUUGCUCUGUGCUCCCACCAGCAGAAUGUGAACGUCCCAUGUCUCCAUUCCCAAAUAUAGCUCUGCGUACCCACGGGGGUUGCUCCCAGCCCAAGGGCCCCACCGUCACGGUGCUCUGUGUUUGUUUGCAGUUCCCUGGGUGCGCGGCCGCCAUGCUUCUGUUCAUCAAUAGCGCUAACUGCCAAGUGGCAGGUUUUGCUAUCGCCACGGUUGGAUGGAUCCUCACCACCACCUCCAUGGGCUUCGUGGAGUGGAGAGUGUGGCACAUGGACAACACCUCUCUCUCUCCCUCUGGCCCGGUCUGUGUGGGAAUGUGGAAAGUCUGCAUUUACCACCAUAUCAGCAACUAUAACAGAACCAAAUUGUGUCGCCAUUUCAGCUACCGUGAUACUUACCUCCCUCUUGAUAUUCGUGUUUCUCAAAAUCUCCUGCUGGUCGCCAGCAUUCUAGGCCUUUUGGGGAGAGCCUCCACCAUCUUUGCACUUAGAAAUGUGUACAUGGGAGUUCGUCAGGGGAAUGCCACCUUCAAUCCAUCUGUUGCUUCAGGAAUUCUGAACCUGGCUGCUGGCAUCUGUAUCUCAAUCGCUGUGGUCUGGAAUUACCACUCCGUGGUGAAUGAAGAGGGUAUUACCUUCCCGCCAUCUCUCGCUAUACCCUUCAAGCCAGAUACUCAGGAGACUGGCAGUGCCUUUCUGGUGGCCUGUCUGGCUGCCUUCAUGAUGAUGUUAAGUGCGUUACUUUUCCUCGCUUACAAACUCCCCACGGUGAACUAAGUUCACCCUCAAACUUCAGAGAUGUAAAAGUCCUGGUUGCGUUGGCUUUGCGAAUCCAGCUUGACCAAGGGUUUAUGAGAAGUAUUAGUAGGAUGUUCUAUGAAAUAUUUCCAAAGAUUCAAGACCAUGGCAAAGAUAGCUUUGGGCAGAAGGUGGCCAACUAUUUCCUUCCUUUACCUUCUGUGUCUUUGUUUCAUUGAUUCACCAGUUCAUUGAUUGAAUUGAGGAAAUUUCAUUUAAAAAAAAAAUCUUCCUCACCUGCCAGUUGGUCUUAUUGGAUCUGUAUUUUAAUUAUUGUUCAAUAAAUAAUCAAUA
Molecule: messenger RNA, 2356 nt
Organism: Mirounga angustirostris (Northern elephant seal)
Lineage: Eukaryota; Metazoa; Chordata; Mammalia; Carnivora; Phocidae
Gene: CLDN34
Product: claudin 34
Exons: 1
Coding region: 1307-2041 (244 amino acids)
Biological process (GO): bicellular tight junction assembly; cell adhesion
Cellular component (GO): plasma membrane; bicellular tight junction
Molecular function (GO): structural molecule activity
Source: RefSeq, a predicted model, not a curated record